Messenger RNA from Leguminivora glycinivorella, 2322 nucleotides. RefSeq names its product exocyst complex component 8 (gene Exo84). The record is from RefSeq and is a predicted model, not a curated record. Lineage: Eukaryota; Metazoa; Arthropoda; Insecta; Lepidoptera; Tortricidae. Gene Ontology annotation, biological process: intracellular protein localization; exocytosis; Golgi to plasma membrane transport. Gene Ontology annotation, cellular component: exocyst.
UGUCUCUGAUUGCGUUUUCUGUCGUUCGAUAACGAAUGAUGAUUGAAUCAGAAUAUUUAGCAAUUUAAUUCCAUAAAACUGUUGUUAUUUAUGCGAAACCAUGUCCGACAUCAACAUGGAGAAGUUUGCAAAAGCAGACUUUGGCCCCGAUCGCUACGUGAAAGAAUUGGCGAGAUCCUGCGUUGGAGGGGAGGAGCUGCAACAGCAAAAAGAGAAGAUUCAAGUUCUUGCCGAAGAUACCGCAAGCGCGCUUAAGAAGAAUGUUUACGAGAAUUACAUGCAGUUCAUCGAGACGGCGACAGAGAUAUCUCACCUGGAGGCUGAAAUGUACAAGCUGUCGCGUCUACUUAGCGAGCAAAGGUCUGUGCUUACGACGCUCUCUCAUGCAUCUGUUUUGGGGCACGACAAUACCAUUUCCCGCGAGUCUAUAGACACACAAGACCUCGAAGCUGAGAAAGCGGAGGAGCAGAGGAAAAACAAACUCAACACUAUCAUGGAUAAGGUUGAAAGUUGCAUGAAUUUAUUAGAUGUCCCAGACAGGACUUUGCUUCACGAAGGAGACUUGCUGGAGAUCGACGCCGAAGAGAAUACGGCUUUGCAAAGAAUGCACGUUUAUUUAUUUAAUGAUUGUCUCAUGCUGUCCUCUUGGAUAUCAAACCGCCGAGGGCCAAUGAGGUACAAAUUCCAAGCUAGCUAUCCUAUCAGCACUCUGGCUGUAGUAAACGUGCGAGACUUAGGCACUGUGAAGCAAGCCUUCAAGGUCUUAGCUUUCCCUGACACAAGGGUCUUCCAAUGUAACAGUUUUGCAAUUAAAAAAGACUGGUUGGAUAAGUUUGAUGUGGCCAAGAAAAUGUAUAUUGAAAAUGAGAAUUCCAAGCUUAAAAAGAAAGAUGAGAAGCCUAAGCCAGAGUUAGUGGAGUCCCCUAGUCUAUCGGUAGAGGAGUUGCCAUCACCACAGAUCCCCAGUCUACCAGAAUGGCUGGCCGAUGUUACCGAAGAAUUGGAUGUACUCAUAGUUGAAAGACAUUUUCAAAAAACAUAUGAAUUGAUGGUAUCUGCUCAGAAAUCGUUAAAUUCCGAUGAAUUUAAAACCCACCCUGAGAGAGAAGGCAUCUUGAAAAAGAUUGAACAGAAACAGAAGAUUCUAAUAGAUAUAUUGCUGAAGGAACUUGAUGUAACUCACAACUGGAGUCCACGGGGAGGGCUUCAGUCAUCCCGGUACCCGGUGCUCAUCCUCAAUAAGUUUAACAUGACAAGUCAGGCUUGUGAACUGUUUUUAGCGAUCUGCAGCCACACAGUCAAGGUCCAUAUCAAAGGUGUCCAGUUAGAGGGUACUAUUAAUACAUAUGUGAAGCAAGUUGAGGUUUUCUUUUGCUCAUUAAGUGAUGCCUUAACAGAGUUCACAGCUCUAUUUCCUAAGAAUAAGAUUAGUGCUUUUGUAGUGUGGGCAAGUCUGCAACUAAGAAUGCUGCUCAGUCAAAUUAUUAAGCAGGUGUUCACACCGCAAUGUCCUUUAGAUUCAGUUCUAGAGUGUGUCCAGAGCCUUAGAGAUCAAUGCUCACUGUUCUGUGAGUUCGGGCUAGACCUGAGAUUUGACCUCAACAGUUCUUUAAGAUCACCCACCAAUAAAGCUCUAAAAGAGUAUAAAGAAAAAAUUGUAGAUUCCAUGAAAUCAAAACUCGCAGAAGACAAGUGGACCCCAGUUAAUAUGCACACUAAAGCGGGCGUCCAGAAGUUUUUGACACAGAUGGAGAAUUUGGGCCUUAUAUUAGCUAAGUAUGUAAUAAACGAGACCUGGGUGGACCUCUCUAGUAGUACCAUAUGGUUCGCUCAGUCUGUGAUAACUAUUCAGAAAGUGGGACUAACUCUUGUAACUAAAGACCUGAUGGAGACCUUGGAUGAAUGUAUUUAUGCUAUUUUUAAUGCUAGGCUAGUACUUGGCGUAGGAAAUGAUUCUGUGUACGCUCAAAAGAAUUUCAGGUUCAUUUUGGAUACAGUGAUGCCCCUGAUGCUCCGAUGUUACAAAGAAGAGGUUGGAUAUGAGAAUGACAAAUUGUUGGCACUAGCAAAGAAACACGGAGUCAGUGUGGCACUGCCAAAGAAGUCUAAUAUCACAAAAUACACGAGUAACGAAUAUUUAUGAGAAUAGUCAAGGAUAUGGUGAACGGUGUACGAAAUUAUUUUUGUUACGCUAAAGCUUUAAUACUGUAAAAUAUAGGUAGUAAGCAUGCAGGAUUUUUGUAUGAUUAUUUAAUGAAACUGAUCAAAUUAUAUUAUAUGCAAGUUAAUCAAUAUGAAAUUUUAAUAAACAAACGACAAAUA